AUGUUUAUUACUUCUAGGGGGAGGUCCCAGUUGGAGUGGAAGCAGAUUUGAUUGAUGUGGAUAAUGGUGAUAAAAAGGGUGGCCCUGGAGGGGGAGGUGGUGGAGGAUUUACAGCACCUACUGCAGGCAGUAUGCCUAUGCCAAUGCCAAUGCCAACACCAUCUAUACCAUUUUCAUACCCACCAAGGAAAGGACCAGAUAACCAUCUGCCAGUGGACACUUACCAGCCAUUCAACAACUUCCAGCCACCUAACAUGGGGGGUAACCCACCCCCAAUACCAACGCAACCACCAACAUAUGAAUCUAUAGAUGAUGUCAACAAUACUGACACUCAUUUGCCUUCUCCCAAGCUUCCUGGUCCUUCAGUCCCAAUACCGGCACCUCGACAGUUGCCAGGACCUGCUGCUACUCCAAGCAACUUUGUUUAUGAUAACGUGACAAUACCCGAAUUGCCCUCUGUGCCUGACACCCUACCAACAGCAUCUGUCGGUGGCACUUCCACAGCUUCAGAAGAUAUUGAUUUUGAUGAUCUGUCUCGUAGAUUUGAGGACUUGAAGAAGAAAACUUAAUUUACUGAUCAAUAAUGUUGUACUUUAAUUUUCAUGGGGUAAUUCUAAAUUCACUGGUGUAUUUCUGCAAGAAAUUGUAAGCUUUAUAAUGAACCAGAUGCUAUGUAUACUGGUAUAUUAACACUCCUUUGUUAAAAUAUUAUUUGGGUUUCUCUUGAUAGUUGGUAUACUGUACUUGCAGAUAAUAUUCUGAUCCUGUCCCUGGUUAUAUUUAUGGGGAAGGGAGUUCUGGCAAAACAUAGGGUUUAUGGUUGAACAUGGAUUCAAAUCCAGUUUUGGCAAUGACUCGUCGACAUUCUAAUUUGAGUCUGAUUUUCUUUCUCUCUUGAUGCUCCAAAUAAUCAGGGACGACAGGUGGAGUUGAAAGAAUAAACAGUAUGUUACAUAGUCAGAUUGCAUGUGAUUUGAGACUAAUGUAAGAGAAAUAGUUUCCUUGACAAAAUGCAAUUGUCAGUUGGUAACACUCAGUAAAGGGGUAAAUUGUUUUCAGUUGGUCUUUGAUGAAGUAUCUUGUGUAUUCCAAAAAAAGUAACUUGCACCUUCCCAUUCACAGAUGGGAAGUCCGUAUAUUACUUAAAGUCUAAGUUAAAACUCAUCUGUAAUAAAGCUUCUGUAACAUUGUCAUUAUGAUUCAUUCAUGUUCGAAUAAAAUUUGAACUUCUAGUGUA
Messenger RNA from Rhincodon typus (whale shark), 1237 nucleotides. Its product is annotated as IST1 homolog. The record is from RefSeq and is a predicted model, not a curated record. NCBI's taxonomy places the organism in Eukaryota, Metazoa, Chordata, Chondrichthyes, Orectolobiformes, Rhincodontidae. Bases 132 to 569 code for a protein of 145 amino acids. The transcript has 4 exons.